CUCCUCCUCCAGUGAUUAGAAAUAGCCAUAUCAGCCGGCCGUGUGAGCCAGAGUAAGAGUUUUACUAGCCCAGUAUAAAUAUCACCCGCAUCGUCACGGCCGUCUCACACAGAAAUGGUAUUCAGGCAAUCAAGCUGCUCGGGCUCAACGCUCCUCAUCCUGGUGUUGAUUCUGGGAUUAGGAUUACCCAAUGCCCAUGGGUAUAGCUCGAAGGAUCUGUUGACCUGGAUGCAGGCUAGUAACUUUGGUUACCAGGUGCUAAAGCAGGCUUUGAAUGACAACCAAUCCUCGACGGCUUCUGAGGCUUCUUGUCUGGCUGAGGUUAGAUUGCUGCUAAAAGGAGCAGAGGAGAAAUCCUUGCCAGCUCUGAGGGUUUUUGAUGCCUGGGGAAAGUUCCCGCAAGGCCUGCUCUAUGGCCACUUUGUGGACAUGGGCAACUAUGAAUCCUGUCUUAGUUUGGAUCUUAGCCGAAGUCUGGGAAGUACUGUAACUAUCAAUGCCGGAUCUAAGUAUUGUCUCAGCAAUAUACAGUUUGAGAGUUUGCUUUUGGAAUCAGUGGGUUCCGCUGCCCUCACUCUAAGAAUUGGAACCUGUAUGCCUUCCUCCUGUAGUGCUGACCAACUCAAUCGAUGGCUCCAAGGACAUCUGGAGGAUAUGUUUGGCGAGAACUCUACAGGAGUUACUUUGGUGCAGGAAAAUGACUGCUCCUUGGCUCAUAGAGAUCCCAUGGAUGGGCUCGACUGGUUUGCAGUAUCUGUCCUAAUCGUAUUGUGUGUUUUGGUACUCCUAGCCACAAUUUUUGAAUAUGGCGGAGUUUCCAACAAGAUCCUUGGAUCCUUCUCCCUACUCACAAACUUACCCCAAUUACUGAAGACAUCGAACACACCUUCACCCCGUGUGAUUCCCUGCCUGAACGGCAUUCGUUGUUUAACCAUCAUUUGGAUCAUUCUUGGCCAUGGCUAUAUGUACCUUCUACUGUCGCCCACUAUCAAUGCUUAUGAGAUAGUGGCCUGGGCCAAGACCCCUUUCUCCAUGGUCUUGCAGAGCGGUUCUACCUCUGUAGACACAUUCUUCCUUCUAAGCGGAUUGCUGCUGGUUUUGACCACUCUUCGUGAGUUGGACCGCACCAAAGGACGUCUCCAUGUUCCACUCAUGUAUCUGCACCGCCUGGUGCGAUUGACUCCCGUUUUGGCCUUGGCGGUGCUCAUCUUUAUGACGCUUUUUAACCGAUUGGAUAGCGGUCCUUUGUGGCAGCAGUUCACUGGCUCAUCGGAUCUUUGCAGCGAUACUUGGUGGGCAACGUUGCUCUAUGUGCAAAAUUAUGCAGCUCCUGGAAGGAUGUGCCUGGGUCAUUCUUGGUAUCUGGCAGUCGACAUGCAACUUUAUAUUAUUUCACCGCUACUUCUGAUAGCCCUUUACAAAUGGGGCAAAAAGGCUGUAGGAGGGAUUGUCCUCCUAAUCCUUUUGCUCUUUGGCUGCGUCUUCAGUAUAAUAAUCUUCAAUGAUCUGCAUGUUUUUGUCAAAAAAGGAAACCUGGGAGGUGAUAGCCCACAGAUGCGCCUGAUUUACUACACCACCCAUGCCAGAGCCACUCCUUGGUUGAUUGGUCUGCUCUUUGGAUACUUUCUGCAUCAUCAGAAUGGAAGGAAGAGUCGUCUGCCCAAGUGGUUGGCUUUGAUCCUGUGGAUCCUCUCCAUCUCUCUUCUGGGCACUGUGAUCUAUGCUGUAUAUCCUUAUACCCAAGAUGGUGUCGAUGAAAUUUCUCCACUAGCAGGGGCUUUCUAUCUGUGCCUGAGUCGCAUUGCCUGGCCUUUGGGCUUGUGCUGGAUCAUCUGGGCUUGCCAGAAUGGUCUGGCUCCUGUUGUUAAUGAUCUGCUAAGCUGGUCCUUCUGGCAACCUAUCUCCAAGUUAUCCUACUGUCUGUAUAUAUGGCAUUUGCUGGUGGAAACGGUUCAUAUAGCCCGCAUUAAGACGAGUUUGCACUUUUCAGAUUACGAUGCUAUCCUCCGCUUUUGGUCUGACUUUGGCAUCACUAUGCUGGUGUCCCUAUUUAUGCAUCUUUUUGUUGAGGUUCCAUUCUCACGACUUGAAAUGGAACUGCUUAAAAAACGCAGAAAUGCGGAGGCCAAUAAACAAAUUCCUUCUAUAGAGACCUCCACUGAGCCCGUGGAAGUAAACCAAGCAACUAGCAUAUCCCGACAAAAUCUAGUUGAACCUUAAAAAAUGAUUUUAACUUGGUUAGUUAAUUUGAUUGAUGUAAAUAUUUUACUUUUUAAGUUGAACUGACUAUUAACGAUGUUAAUGAUAUUGUGAUUAUAAAAUGUGAAAUAUGCUUUUAAAUAAGAUUUAUUUCGUUUAUUUAUAAAUUUUAUAGAAUUUUACAUAUAUAUAUUCUAUUUUACAUCUGCCUAUGUAGAUAUUUACAAAGAUUUUCCGUGAUGGCAGCAAAUUAAAAUCCCUAAAAGUAUGCAAAGCAAAAAUUAAAUGUCAAGCAAUGUUUGAAGAACAUUUAAGUUGAGUGCUUAACAAGAACAUUUCCGGUACUUAAUUCACAAUUUCCGCCUUUAAUGUGUAGCUGCAUAUUUAAGUUAUUUAUUUAUGAAAAUGUACAAGAAAGUUCAUACAUCUUCACUAGUAAAUACCAUACGUAUGCGUAAUUUAUUUGCUGCCAAGUCUCUAAUGUUACUUUUCAUAUUAAAAAAGAUAAUUUUUUGGCUAAAUUCUUUUAGUAACUUAAUUCAAAUAAGAACUAUACCUAAUUCACGUCCUAAUUAAGAUCUUUCCUUCCACGUUCACUAUAAAUAAA
Drosophila eugracilis is the source of this 2806-nucleotide messenger RNA. Its product is annotated as nose resistant to fluoxetine protein 6. The record is from RefSeq and is a predicted model, not a curated record. NCBI's taxonomy places the organism in Eukaryota, Metazoa, Arthropoda, Insecta, Diptera, Drosophilidae. Gene Ontology annotation, molecular function: acyltransferase activity, transferring groups other than amino-acyl groups.